CUCUCUCUCUCUCACAUGCGGGCCAAAGGACUGUGAAAUCAUAAAUAGAGCUUUUAUGGUGGGUGGCCUGUGUGCCAUCAGUGCCCGGCGCCAUUCUGCUUCCUUCUGUGCCAUGUCCACCACCACCACCAUGUACAUUAUCCUUCCUCCGGUAGACCAUCUAAAAGCUGGUGACCCAUCCCUGAAAUAAAGGCCCAACAACAAUAGUUUCAUGGCCGUGGCCAAGAUUGCAUGCCACUCUCUACCCACCUCCAACUCUCAACCAUAAAUUCCCGGAACGCAGCAGCCGGUUAAGAGCUUCAUGCCUUCUCCGUGACUAGAUUCGAGCAUCGGGACCACUACUUCAUGCUCUUACAUCUAACGAGUUUGAUCAGGGAACGCUGGUAAGAAUGAUCCAAGCUUUCAAGCCGAUGCAGGCACCCACAAGAAGAAGAAGAAGAAGAAGAAGAAGAUGAUGAAGAACAGAGCUGUUGGAUCUGAGAAAUAAUUCAGAUGAUUUUAUAUCACGCCUGAGAGAUGGAUAAAUCGUGCCAAUCUUUGGUUUCCAGUAAGAUGAAGCAGCUGUUUGUGGUCCAGAGAGCAGUGCUUUUUCAGAUGGCAAACCCACAGUGGCUGCAUCAUGUGCUUUCUGAGGACCUAAACAAGAGGCCUAAACCAAGUGUCAGUGUCAGAUCACAGGCGAAGGAACCUCCAUCAAACCUAGGAUUUAAAUCCAGCUUCGCUCUUACUCCAUCAAAGAUUUCCCGUCUUCCAAUACCGGCUCCCCUGUGUAAACCGGAAGCAGGGUGGAAAAGACUCCGUUUUGGAGUCGCCACCAAGUUCUUGACUCGUUCGGCUGUCCUCGACUCUCCUCGAGAUCUUUCUCUUCUUACGAAAUCUGGGCCGCGCACAAAUGGCAUUCCCAGCAUCCACCCAAUCUCAGUGGCCCCCACACCAGUCCACAAAUUGUCCGCUGGAAGGAACAUGGGAGCCAACAAAGAUGAUCUUGUCAAAGAUCCAGCGCUAGAUCGCCUCACCUUCCAGUGAGAAUAAGAUUUGUUUGCAAUAGGAAAAGAAAGGUAGAAGGAUUUGUAGGUGUGUUCUCUGGGAAUCUCGUUUGCUUGCUCGCAAUUGCAGGGUUCGAGUGGCAGCGCGACUCGAGUGUCUCCAUUCCCCCACACCCCAAGGCAACAAGGGAAGGAGAGAAUCUCUGAGCCUAUAAAGAAGGGAAAUAAAAAUGCCAUCGUGACCGCUGCUGCCGAAACCCAAUAAAGGAUACUCACUGGAAGAGUACGAGAAGCCAAUCACAGGAGAGAGAAAUAGAGAGCGAAGGAAUCAAAAGACCAGAUGUUGACAAAUUUCCUGUCACUGUUCUUAGAAAGUCGUUCGUUGUUGUGAGAGAUUUUUCCUUUUAUCUCGGAUCUCUCUCCUCUCCCUUUCUUUGUGGCCCAGGGGGGAUCGAUAUCCUUCGAUCUGCGGCAGCGUCUCCUGCCAAUGGCCAAUUCCGGAUGCCCGUCUCUUCACCUUUAGCGCCUUUUGAUCCCAAAAAUCCGGUCUUUUUGGCUGAGACCCUUGGCGCUUGUCGUCUCCUGUCGCUGGUACUGGUGCGGUACGACGAAAGUUGACGUUUACCAUGGCGGAAGGCCCGCGGCCGCUUGGAUUUUUGAUGUUCCGCGUUCUGAUGCUGAAUCCACUGCAGCGAUGUUCGCGGCGAUGCGGGCGGAGGUCUCUCCGUGACUGGGAAAGCUGAGGCUUUCUUCUGACUACAGUCUUCAAGAGCAUGUUUUUGACCAAAUUGAUCAGCUUUGGUUGUGAAGUCGGGCAUCAACUUGAGGGCGUUGAAGCCUAAACUCCAAUUCGAUUUUCGAAAUCGUACUUUCUUCUAGCUAACGUGCUUCAGAUAAUUCGCUUGCUGAUUGCUGCAGCCAUGUUGAACAACUCUAUCCAGGAUUUAAUGGGAAUCACAUUCAAGUGGCUGUAACCUGUUUUGCUAACUGGAUUCGUAUUCCCUCUUUCCAGUUCUCCAAGUAAUACUCUGAUUCGAAAUAGUUUGGAUCUAUUGCGAUGGAGUUAUUGCUGAUGUUCUAGAGGCCUUUUCUCCUCCUUGAAUAAGAGAACCAGGAACUACUUCUAAUACAAAGACCCCUUCCUAAUUUUUGCACAAGCGUGGACCUAGUUAACAGAAUCUGCAGAAGCUCAUGGUUCCAGCAUUCCGUCUCACUGUGACUUCUUCUUUUAUUUUAUAAAUAGAUUUGUAUGUUCCAUUUCAGUGGAAACUAUCCAUCUUUUCAUGCGUUUCUUGUGCCGUAACCUUUUUAGCGAUCUUUAGUUGUGCCAUUCCUGCUUUGGCAACAUUUGUAAAUUUGGAAGUCCCACAUUGUUUCCUUGGCUACAUAUCUUUUCCAUAGAGUCACACAUUUUUAUGUUCAAUACUAAGUUAGUGACAGUUAUUGGAGGCAUAAAUACCAUAUAGUCAAUAUUAAAUCAUGAUAUAUGUACCCUGUCUUGUAUCUUCUUUCUUGUUGAACAGACACUUGGUGAAGAUAUGUAAGCAAUGUGAUUGUUAUCAACCUCAUUUUCUAUUUUAAGAAGAAAUUACUAACUAAUAUUACUUUAGUUUGAUGCUAUUGCUACUGGUGGUGGCGGUGGUCCAUCUCAACUGCAAAUAUCAUUCUUGUUAACCACCAGCAGACGUUCCUUAAGGAGCGAGGAAAAUCUUUUUAUGUUGAACGUUAAUUAAUUCUAGAAUUUGCAUAUAGGCAUUACUUUGCUACUUCAUAUAGGGAAAAUGAAAGCCCUUCUGACAUUGCAGUGUACAUGAUUCAUGUAUUAUCCAUGUGUUUCCAUAGAUAGGAAAUUUGUUGAGUCCCUUUGGCAUCAUAUUCUUACUUUUCUUUGCCGACUAUCUUUACAACUUUCUGGAAUGGCAACAAAAGUGCAGAUAAAAAGUUACCUUCCAGGCUAUUAUCCUUUGCAGGAUGUUAAGGAGGAUGCAAGUAGUUGGACUAGUUGCUAUCAGGAUGAGAAAUUAAGUGAGCAUCUCUAUAAUAGUUAUAUGCCAAAGUCAGUGAACGAUUCAGCACAGGAUAAAGAAAUGUUGAAGCGGACAAUGCUUGAACAUGAAGCUAUUUUUAGGAGGCAGGUCUAUGAACUUCAUCGUCUUUAUAGAAUUCAGAAGGACCUAAUGAAUGAAUAUCAAACUAGAGGGUUUGAUGGAUCAUCCAUACUGGCAGAAGCAUCACACUCAAACUCUUUUUCAUCUCAAAUGCAUUACGAAUGCAACAAAAAGAUGUCAUCACAGAAGUCUCACUUCCCUAUAGGAAGGAUCAGUUGCAGAAAGACACCUUUUGGGGGCACUGAGAAGAACCAUUUUUGUUUCACAAGGGAAGGUAGCAUUCGAUCUGAUCAGAUCCCAGUAUUGAAUGAAGCUUCUCGAAAGGACACCAAGACGCUAGACUGCCAGUCUCUGAGAAGGAGAAUGUUUGACCUUCAACUUCCAGCUGACGAGUAUAUAGAUAUUGAAGAUACUGAUGGAUACGGUCUGACGAAUAUUGCUGAGGUAUCACCUAGUGCUAGUAUUCUCAAGAAUGGAACUUGCUCUCUGUAUUCUGAGAAUGAUGUGAAGCUCAGUCUAGGAAGCAAUCACAGAGAAGACUGUCACAUCUCGAACUCACCAACACAAAUCUGUAAAUCAGCCUACAGCAUAGUUGAUUUAAAUAAACUUAAAACAGAAGUAUGCUUUGAAGCACCAGUAAACUUGGAAUCUGUUCAAUUACUUGUCUUGAAGAAUCACAGUUCACAGAAUCAAGAGCAUCAUUUAUCGAUUGGAUCAAAUACUAGUUUCUUGGAUGGGACAGGUGAUCAACAGGCUAUGUCGGACUUGGAUGCAGAUGUACACACAAAAAGAGAAUGGCCAUUCUUUAUUGAUGACUCUGGUAAGAAAAGGAGCACUGUAGAAUUUUUUGCUCAGACCUGGAACAACGGAAAUGUGGGAACAUCAUGUGAAACAUUACAAUCGAACAUUAAGAAAUGUCCAAAAAUAUUUUCACUUGAUCAUAGUAACCCAGUGACAUGUUUUGGACAAGAGCCAACUCAUAGUAUCCAGACAUCCGUAGGAGUCCCUCAUUGCACCUGCUCAAAUUCCACUUUGUUGUCUCCUUUAGUGUCUUCUUCAAUCACAGCUAGUGAGAUCGACUUAACCAGCCAUGCAUCUUCAUUUGUUUCAUCUUGGAGAAAACCUGCCACCGGCAUAAACAACAAACUCAUUGCGCUUCAAGCACUUCCAUGCUUCAGCGGAUCAUCAAAUCCUAGUAAUGAGAACUUGAAUUCCAAGAUAGAUGCUCCAACUCCCAUUGAUUGUGAAAAGUGGCAGAGUGAUGGGUACCAGAACACAACCCUCCUUUCUGGUACUGGGGUGUCUCAUACAAAUGGAUUUCACCAUUAUCUUCAUCUGGAUUCUAAUUCAGCAUCAGCACCACAUCCAAAACUUGCAUCCAAGCCAGACCAGAUUGAUGGCAGCAACAAAGAUCUCCAUGGUCAUUUACCUGGAAGACAUGUAAAGAGUUUCCUGAGCAGGGAUAUAGGCACUCCAAUAAACAUUAACCUAAACCAAGCAUUUGCAACCGGUGUUGAAGCAAGGCUUGCUGUCAGACAGGAUGCAGUUAUUUGUGAUGUUGACAGAAAAUAUGACAAUUUGUCAGGGGGUCUAUCUUGUCUUAGAAUGAAACCAUCUUCUAAUGAGUCUGUUUACUUGAAGAAACAUGCUGCCAAAGUGGAUCUUAGCAUCUGUGAUAGACAUCCUCCACUUAGUUCCAGCUUGAUGGUUGUUGCACCGCAAAUUGAGAGGAAAGGAGAAAUGGAGCUAGAUUUUUCUCUAUGCAAACAACAGGAUGUGGCAUCAAAUUCUCAGUUUAAGGAUAACAAGAUGCAGCAAAAUCAAGUUUCUGAUAGCUAUGGGAAAAGAAUUAUUAUUGAUAAUACAAGUCAGCAAAGCAGCAUGCUUGCUUCUGUUCAACAUAUGAAACAACGACAUUUAACUGACAAUGCUAAGUCUAUGGAAAAUUAUAACAUGAUUUUUUCAGACUUGGGACAUGAAACAAAAGUUCUGAAUUCACAGGAAAAGAUUCACAUUGGUUGUUCGUUUACAGAAAUAUGUUCUGGAAAAAACUGUGCAAGCUUUAGGAAACACAUAAAUGUGAAUGCUGAGUUUGCACGUACUGAUGAUCCUGUAUCUCCAGAUAUAUUAACUCAAGGUGAGAUCACAGUUCAGUCAUCACACUACACACCAAGAUUUGGUGUAAAAAUUCCUUCUGGCAUUGAUUUGGAAGUACCCAUAUCUCAGGCUGAAACUGUUAUUUAUAAUCAGCAUAAAUACAUUCCUUUAAGCAAGAAUGAUGGUUCACAGGGAAAGGACUACUCUUGUGAUAUACUCGUUAGAUUUGCUGCAGAGAAUUUAGUUUCUAUCUCUAUGGAUUGCAGGGGUCGUUCAGAUGAAAUCAGUUCCCACCAGUUAUCUCUGCCUGGACUUGACACCUUGUCGUGGUUUGCAGAGGUUGUAUCAUUCAGUGCAGAAAAUCCAAAGCUGCUGAGUGAUGGAGGAGAUUUCGGUACUCAAUCUUCAGAUGAUCAUGGUUAUGAUUUCUUUGAAGUCAUGACGCUGAAUCUUGAAGAGAUUAAGAUGGAUAAGCAUUCCUCUAGACCUAAGGAGCUUGAGAACAAAAAUGAAAAAGAAGACAAAGACGAUAUAGGUGCAGCUUCACUGCUUUUCACAAAGCCUCGGCGUGGUCAGGCAAGAAAGAGGCGGCAGCGAAGGGACUUCCAGAAAGAUAUCCUGCCUGGUCUUGCAUCACUGUCGAGACAUGAAGUAUCGGAGGACCUUCAAACCAUUGGGGGGAUGUUGAAAGCAUCAGGUAGGCCUUGUCAGACAGGUUUAACUAGACGAAACACAAGUCGAAAUGGCAUGAACCCCCAAACAAAGGGAAGGAGGCAGCCUAGAAGUUUGGCCAUUACCACUGAGGAGAUUCAAGUCAGCCCCUCUACACAUUCACAACCCAGCAAUUGUGAGAUAGGAGUCAGCGAAAGGUGUAUGAUCGGAUGGGGAAGGACAACAAGGCGAUGUCGUAGGCAGAGGUGCCCCCCGGCAGUCUCCCUGCUCCAUAAGGUAGAAAGCAAGCACUAAAUUUGUCAUGAUUGUUCUAUAGAGGAAUUCGGACCGAGUUCUUUGUAGUGCAGGUGGAAGAUGCUUGCACUGGUGAAAUGUGGUUUACAUAUGUUCUUGAUAACAGCUUGUACAUUUCAUAAUAAAUGCUGCAUUUUUACCUGAAACUGAGAAGAAUUUGACUGUAAAGAACUUCAUUAAAACAGUUAAUUCCAGGAAGUCUAAGCUCAUUAAAUCA
Messenger RNA from Musa acuminata AAA Group (dessert banana), 6374 nucleotides. RefSeq lists its product as uncharacterized. Bases 2804 to 6157 code for a protein of 1117 amino acids. The transcript has 5 exons. NCBI's taxonomy places the organism in Eukaryota, Viridiplantae, Streptophyta, Magnoliopsida, Zingiberales, Musaceae. The record is from RefSeq and is a predicted model, not a curated record.